AUGCUCACACUUCUACACUGUGGUCGUAACGUACUGACAUUCAGGACCAUUCAGACAAUAAACAAAAGUUACUACAGCUCUCAGAUGGCUAAGCGCGUGGCUGUGGUUUUGGCGGGCUGCGGAGUUUAUGACGGCAGUGAGAUCCACGAGGCCUCCGCUGUCCUGGUCCACCUAAGCAGGGGGGGUGCGACUGUAAACAUGUUUGCUCCCAACAUGGAGCAGAUGCACGUGGUGAAUCACUUGAAAGGCGAACCGUCAGAGGAGAAGAGAAACGUGUUGGUGGAGAGCGCGAGGCUGGCCCGUGGAAACAUCCAAGACCUGUCCAAGCUCAGCGUCAAAGACCAUGACGCUAUAAUAUUCCCAGGUGGUUUUGGGGCAGCAAAGAACCUCUGUACAUGGGCGGUGAAGGGGAAGGACUGCUCCGUUAACGACGAGGUGAAGGCCGUGCUGCAGGCGUUCCACGGCGAGGGAAAACCCAUCGGCCUCUGCUGCAUCUCACCUGUCAUCGCUGCCAAGGUGUUUCCUGGCUGUGAGGUCACCGUCGGGAUUGAGAAGGAUGACAAGUAUCCCAACACCACCGACACCGCAGCGGCCAUCACCGAGCUGGGCUGCAAACACGUGAAUAAGAGCGUCAGUGAGAGCCACGUGGACGAGACGAACAAGCUGGUCACCACCUCUGCGUUCAUGUGCGAAGCUCCAAUACAUGAGAUAUAUGAUGGAAUUGGUACGAUGGUGCAGGACGUGUUGAAACUUGCUUGAAAUGGCUAAUGCUCAAAAAUGGAGGCUGUCGUUUUAGAGAGCUUAAAGGUGGGGUAUGUCAUUUAUUUCAGAAACACUGUUUGUUAUAUUCCAUGGAAUGCUCUUAACAUCCCGAUAGCAAUGAAUAUAUUAAAUGCUUUGACAAUAAAUACAUAAAAAUAUUUCAUCUGUGGAAGCCGUAGCGCUGUAAAAAGCCCGGCUAAAAUAACUGGAUGGCCUACCUGCCUGUCAGCCUUCCAUCUGUGCACAAACUUAUCUCGUGCCCUCAUUGGUCAUGUGCGUGUUCGUGUGUGUUGGAGGAGGGGCUCUGUAAGGAAGUCUGAAGGAAGGGGCAGAUUUUUUUUCGGCUGCGUAAUUCUAGCGCUCUCGAGCUGGUUUCUCCAAAAUUACAUACCCCACCUUUAAUAGUAGCUGCCUAGUGCCUACUGAACUAACUGAUAUAAUAAUGAUACAGUAACUCCAGGAUUAAAAGCACUUCCAGAUAGACUACUUAAAUAUACACAUUUGUAGCAGUAAUGUGCACUAUAUGUUCUGAUUAAUUGAAAAAAUAAUCUCCGUUUGAAGCAGUGAUUCAGUAUUGUGAUGUCAAUGCAAAUCACAUUUUCAACAGCAACUAAGUUAUUGUAAAGAAAAUGCAAUAAAAUGAAAAAAAAACA
This is a messenger RNA of Trematomus bernacchii (emerald rockcod), 1415 nucleotides long. RefSeq lists its product as uncharacterized. The record is from RefSeq and is a predicted model, not a curated record. The coding region runs from base 1 to 759 and encodes 252 amino acids. NCBI's taxonomy places the organism in Eukaryota, Metazoa, Chordata, Actinopteri, Perciformes, Nototheniidae. The transcript is spliced from 4 exons.